Messenger RNA from Zychaea mexicana, 1964 nucleotides. RefSeq lists its product as uncharacterized. Gene Ontology annotation, biological process: protein sumoylation. Bases 59 to 1642 code for a protein of 527 amino acids. The transcript is spliced from 7 exons. NCBI's taxonomy places the organism in Eukaryota, Fungi, Mucoromycota, Mucoromycetes, Mucorales, Lichtheimiaceae. The record is from RefSeq and is a predicted model, not a curated record. Gene Ontology annotation, molecular function: zinc ion binding; SUMO ligase activity.
UAGCAACAGCAGCUGUAACCACGUUUAUGCAUAAACACGCAAAUAGGCAUACUGUGCUAUGCUUUCAAAUUAUUUAUAUUAUUGUAUAUGGUACGAUUAUAGAUACAAGUGGGGUAUUCAAAGGGGAAAGCUUGUUUUUGCGCCUCAAAGAACACACUCUUUUACAUCAGCGACAGUACAACUACCGGGAAUGAUACACUCUUCUCAAGGUCGAGCUUCACAACAGUUGAGCAACAGCAGCCUUAGCAACAAUAAAUCAGUGACAGCAGCGUUCAAGUACGGACCUUAUUUCGAAGUUGUCGGCGAACUCACACCUCCUGUACUUUUUGAAUCUAUUUUGCAUAUGAGAUCUAACCGGGUGUUUGCGUUCAUGCUAACUCUUCUUCAGCAACAGCUGAUCAAAAAUGGAACGCACGAAGUCCGGGUUUUUUGCUCCAAAUAUACCGACCACCAAAAAGCUGGUCUGUUGGAGUUUCCGGAGAUAUGCGAGAUCAAAGUUAACAGUAAUUCCAUUCUGUCAGGACAGCGUCUUCGCGGGAUCAAGGGAUCUCCAGGAACCAUACAUCCACCCGAUAUUACAAGUUUCAUACAGCUGUCCACCAGAAACGUCGUCGAGAUAUGUUACGCAAGCAAUAAUUCUAAGCAGGACUUUGUCGCUUGUGUUCGCUUUGUUCAACGCCACUCGGUCGAGUCUCUUGUGGAGAAGUUGGUGCUUACACAAUUCCUUCCAAAAGAAGACGUGCUUCAGAAAUUUGCCAAAAAUCAGGAAGAAGCUGAUGUUUUCAUUGAGUUCCAAACGCUUUCGAUGAAAUGUCCACUUGCGUUUUCUCGAAUACAGACGCCAAUUCGAGCCUCAACAUGUUCACACGCACAAUGUUUCGAUGCAUACACAUUUCUGAAGAUGAAUGAGCAGACGCCAACUUGGUCAUGUCCUUCUUGUUCUCGGCCGAUUGCAUCUUUUGAUGAUCUUUUCGUGGACGGCUAUUUUAAGGAUAUACUGGAUACUGUCGGUCGCAAUGCAGACACGGUCCGAAUUGGGGCAAAUGGCGAACUGCAGCAGAUCAAGGAGGAGCCAGAUUUGUCAGACGGAAGCUCUACUCCGGGCUUGGGGUCGGGCUUUUUGGAUACAAAUAAUCGAUCAUCCAGUACAGCUGCUGAUUCAGCAAUUACUGUCUUUCUUGACGAUGACGAUGAAGAUGAGGUUGACAAUCUCAUUAAAGGAAGACAUGAAUUUGAGCAGAGAGGAAUCAAGCGACAUGCUUCCGAAGAACCUGUCUCUAUCCCUUCUGCGCAGCGACCAAAAAAUACCGUUAUUGAUUUAACGUUAAGCGACGAUGAUGAUGACGAGACCGAGGUGGAGGAACAUGCGGCAGCAAACGGAAGCACACCAGAAGCACUUAAUAGCGUUAAAAACCAGACGCUCAGUUCCUCUGCAACUUCUUACAGCACUAAUACUGCUAUUACGUCAUCGCCUAUACAGAAACAGCAACAGCAACAGCCGUCAAUCCCACAACCGCAACCACAGCCACCACAGUUAAUAGCACCACGACUUUCAUGGAACCCAUCCGCACCCGCAGAGAAUGCAAAUGUUACGCUUCCACCGAGACUUGUUGUGAUGCUACCGCAACCUCCUCAACCUUAACAAGUACCAGACGCACCCUUUGCUGUGGUAUUUGGAACAGCUACAGCCAAUCCUACUACUGCCGAUCUCCCCGGGUCACAUACAUACUAGUGUCUUUCUUCAUAUACCCAUAAUUUCUAUCUAUCUGUAAAUAGCAUAUUGACAGCAUUUCAUACGUGGAACUAAUAGCCCACCACCUAAGAAAGACAUUCUAUUGGCCGAUCGUUUUGGGCUUGCAAAUCAAUGCAUAUAUACACUGUGUUACCGUUUUUUCCUAUGAUAUAUUAUCCUUUUGCCCAGCCCUUCUAUCCACUUAAUUGUAUAUGAAUAGAAAUUAAAGCCU